This is a messenger RNA of Lactuca saligna, 345 nucleotides long. NCBI's taxonomy places the organism in Eukaryota, Viridiplantae, Streptophyta, Magnoliopsida, Asterales, Asteraceae. The record is from the annotation of a GenBank genome assembly.
AUGCGUGUGCGGCUGUGUGUAACUCCGUGUGCGGCUACAUCAUUCUUAUAUGUUGCCCUAAUAAUUUUGGGUGUUGACUUUCAGAUUAAGAUGGGAGACAUGGAGUUUGCUAAAGCUCAUAAUUCUGCAAUUUUUUUGGAAGACCCUCCUGCAGCCCACAGUGACUUGAAAUUCAUUGUGGAUGGUUUGAAGAAAUCAUGCUUGGUUCAUGCCCUAACUACAAGUCCUGCUAUCUACCAAUGUUUGAUUAAGGAAUUCUGGAGGAAUGCUGUUGUAAAGAAGAAUGGUCAGGGUGAAAAAUUUGUUGAAGCAACAAUUGAAGACAAUAAAAUCCAAGUAACAUAG